Molecule: messenger RNA, 282 nt
Organism: Staurois parvus
Lineage: Eukaryota; Metazoa; Chordata; Amphibia; Anura; Ranidae
Source: the annotation of a GenBank genome assembly
CACCCUUGCCCCCCACCUGGGAGAGCCUUCCACUACCACCCCCCGCCCUGGCACAUUAACCACUUCCAGUCCGGACCCAGUCAGUCUGCACACUUUCACACCCUUCUAAGCCCGGACGCUUUCACCCCCCCUUCCGGUCCGGACGCUUUCACCCCCCUUCCGGUCCGGACGCUUUCAUCCCCCUUCCGGUCCGGACGCUUUCACCCCCCUUCCGGUCCGGACGCUUUCACCCCCUUCCAGUCCGGACACUUUCACCCCCUUGCAGUCCGGACACUUUCAACC